This is a messenger RNA of Ipomoea triloba (trilobed morning glory), 2049 nucleotides long. RefSeq lists its product as uncharacterized. The transcript has 10 exons. Bases 286 to 2004 code for a protein of 572 amino acids. NCBI's taxonomy places the organism in Eukaryota, Viridiplantae, Streptophyta, Magnoliopsida, Solanales, Convolvulaceae. The record is from RefSeq and is a predicted model, not a curated record.
UCCAUGGAAUCCUCAUAUUCCGUGUAUAAUAUAAAGUUUGGUUCUUUUCGAGUGUUUCUUUACGAGUUUCGUUGCUUUUUAGAUGAGGAUUGAGUUUUUCUUUUCGUACGAGUCUUGUUGUACUGUCAUGGCCUUAUUAUAAGUUGAUAAUGCUCUACUGUUUUCUUAGUUGAGUUACCUGUAACCAGCAGUUCUGUACUUGAAGCAUUUGUGGUUUGUUAAGCUGAAUAUCUUGUAAUUUUUUGGAUAGCUGGCAAAGUUGGAUUCUCGUUUGUGGACAGCAUAAUGGGUGCCUGUGUAUCAACAUCAUCCCCGAGGAUUCGAGUGAGGAGGAAAUGCCAUCGUCGCCCCAAAAGGCUUUGUCGAAAGGUUCCAAGUUCUGUUCCAGGAGAAACCAAGAAAAGGAAUAGCAAUGCAGGACCCCGAGUAACAGAUAUUGCUGUUAGUGAGAUUGUUCACACAGCCACCAUGUGCAGAAGACAAGAGGUUUCUAAUCCCGCGUUGCAUCUUUCUCAGUUGCAAUGGCACCACAGCCAAAUAGAUGCUACCGUAAUUUGCCAGGAAGAAGCGUGGUUUGAUACAGUUAGUGUUUUGGAGUCGGAUUCAGACGAUGACUUUAGUAGUGUUCAUGGAGAAUUUCUCCCUCACAUUCCAAGUGGACAAGUUCUUCAGUAUGAAGCAUCAUCCUGCUUAGUGGAUAGCAAAUGUAAAUACAAAGAAUACCAUGAAAGAUAUCUAAAGAUAGAUGGCAGUAGAACAGAUAAACUUUUGAGCAAAGAUGCCAAGGAUCCAAGCGUGCUUGCAGUUAUAGGAACGCAGGGCUAUGAACUUCCGUCCUUUGGGAGGACUGAGGAGUUUGGGAACACGAGGAAGAAAACGUUAGAUUGUUCUUACGAAGGUUUUAACAGUAUAAAGUGUGACAUUAGAGACACUGUCUCGGGUCAUGAAAAAACCCAAGGGAAUGUCUUGAAGUCUGUCUUACCUAAGUUGGUAAAUUCUUUAAGUUUCAACGACAAGAUCAUUAGUGUACCGAGUCCAGGCCUUCAUUCUCAAAGAAGGCAAUCAACUAUCAUCAGGCUAUCUGUCACGAGGACAUCCAUUGAUCAAGUGGAAACAGAUGAAUAUUGUGCAUCAAAAAUGCAUCUUUUUCGUCCCAGAGCAGGACUUAUAAUUCCUCAUUGCACAGAAGAAAAACCAACUUCAGGAACUUGGUCUGCUAUCAAGCCCUCAAAUUUUACGCUUCGCAGCAGCAGCUUUUUCAGAGACAAGAAGAAAUCCCCCGCUCCAAAUACCUGUCCUUACGCUCCCAUUGGAGUUGAUUUAUUUGUGUGCCCAAGAAAGAUCAAUCACAUUGCACAACAUCUUGAGCUUCCUUCUAUAAAAGCAGAUAGGAAAAUUCCUCCAUUACUAAUAGUUAACAUUCAGCUGCCUACAUAUCCUGCUCCAAUGUUCCUCGGGGAUGCUGACGGGGAGGGUCUGAGCCUUGUAUUGUAUUUCAGACUUUCUGAAAGUUUUGAGAACGACAUCUCGCCCCAGUUUCAGGACAACAUUAAGAGACUAGUUGAAGAUGACAUGGAAAGGGUUAAAGGAUUUGCUAAAGAAUCCAUGGUUCCUUUCAGAGAAAGGUUGAAAAUUAUGGUUGGAGUGGUUAAUCCAGAAGAUCUUGUAUCAAAUUCAACUGAAAGGAAACUUUUGAAUGCAUACAAUGAAAAACCAGUGCUUUCCAGGCCACAACACAGCUUUUAUCAGGGGCCGAAUUACUUUGAGAUUGAUCUUGACAUUCAUCGCUUCGGCUAUAUAGCAAGAAAGGGUCUUGAUGCUUUCAGGGAACGGUUACGAGAGGGAAUCCUGGAUCUUGGUUUAACAAUUCAGGCACAAAAACCAGAAGAGUUGCCAGAGAAAGUUCUUUGCUGCAUCAGAUUAAACAAGAUUGACUUCAUUGAUGGAGGCCAAAUCCCAACACUCAUGAGGCAUGGGGAUGACUCUUUCUCAGAUUCAGAGUAGCAUCUUUGGGAAAAGUUAACUGUCUGCAAAAACACCUUUACCGAC